Molecule: messenger RNA, 1086 nt
Organism: Drechmeria coniospora
Lineage: Eukaryota; Fungi; Ascomycota; Sordariomycetes; Hypocreales; Ophiocordycipitaceae
Exons: 1
Coding region: 1-1086 (361 amino acids)
Cellular component (GO): nucleus; RNA N6-methyladenosine methyltransferase complex
Molecular function (GO): methyltransferase activity; nucleic acid binding
Source: RefSeq, a predicted model, not a curated record
AUGACCGGCCGGGACGAGGCCUCCCGGCUCGGCAGCGGUGACGCGGGCGGUGGCAGCAUUCUGUUCGAGACGGCAGACAAGUCCGUCGUCCUCCUCGACAUCCCCCGGACCCUCGAGGAGAGCCAGGGGAGGCCGGGCCAAGUACCGGAGCGACGGAUCUACUCGGCGCCUCCACCUUUGGAGCCGUUCCCGACGCCGGAGCCGAGGCGGCAGCGACGUGGCGGCCGCUCCGGAGCCGCAGGCGCCGCUCACGCAGCGUCGCAUCAGACCCCGGCCGCCCGCAUCGCCGAUUUGAUGACGGCCGCCGUCGUGCGGGACGCGCUGCAACGGCUCGCCGAUCAGUACGUCGGCCCGUUCCAUCUCGCCCGACGACCGGCACCCCUGGACCCUCUCGGCGAGGACAGCCAAGACGACCUGGCCCCCCUCAUCGUCCCUCCUGGAGCCCACCCUCUCCACGGGUCGAUCGAGGAACUGCGACCGUGCUUGCUCGCGGACGCGCCGACGUUUGACCUCGUCGUCCUCGACCCUCCGUGGCCCAACCGGUCCGCUCGCCGUCGCGCCGACGGGUACCGGACCGCCGCCACCCUGCCGGCCAUGCGCCGCCUGCUGACGAGCAUCCCCUUGGCCGGCCGGCUCGGCCCCGACGGGCUGGUCGCCGUCUGGAUCACCAACAAGCCCGGCAUCCCCGACCUCCUCACCGGCCCGUCGGGCGUCUUUGCCUCGUGGGGCCUCGACCUCGCCGCCGAGUGGAUCUGGGUCAAGGUCACGGCCUCGGGCGAGCCGCUCUACGACGUCGACUCCCAGUGGCGGAAGCCGUGGGAGAAGCUCCUCGUGGCGAAGCGGCGUGGCGUGCGCGCGCCCGCUCCGCUGCGGUCCAUGGUCAUCGUCGCCGCCCCGGAUGUGCACUCCCGAAAGCCCAACCUGCGAGGCCUGUUUCGGCACGUGCUGGGCAAGGACGGCGUCGGCCUGGAGGUCUUUGCCCGCAACUUGACGGCUGGCUGGUGGAGCUGGGGCGAUGACGUUUUCCGCUUCCAGCACGAAUCUCACUGGCAGCCCCCCGAGGAAGUAGACGACUCUCAACGUUGA